CGGCAUAUUGUUGUUUCCGGUUUUUAAAUGGUCAAAUUAAAAGAAGUUCAAGACAUGUUUUGGGGAGUUAUUUUGAGUGCCGGCAAACGGUACACACAGACAGUUGAGCGGUCUUUCCAUGUAUCCAUGGCAGCUCUGGAGGUUGGAGCAGAUCUACCUUCAAGUGAAGACAAGCAUGUGUCCGUCAUGAUCCAGUACGAGAAAGCCACGUAUCUGCUCUGUACUCUGGUGCACGGCAAGUUCCACCAACAGGCUCUCGAUCUCAACUUGACAGAGGGAGAAGUAGUGACGUUUUUCAUCGUUGGAUUUGGAACUGUCCACAUGACUGGUUACGCUAUUGAGGAGGAUAUAGACACUUUUGAAGAGCCGUAUCCAGUUUCAGAGUCUGACUUAGAUUCCGAUGAAGUACCAGAGUUAAUGGAUCCAGAAAUGGAAAGUUUAAAAAAAAAAGCUUUAAAGAGAAAACUGGGUUCCAAUACUUCACUGUCAAAGAAACUUAAGAUGGAUGAUAGUGACGAUGCCAUAAAACAGUAUUUGGAAGAAGAGGACUCAGAUGAUGAUGAUGAUGAUGAAAGUGAUGAGGAUGAAGAUGUUUCUUCUGAUGAAGAAGAAAAAGUUUUAAUUACACCAAAAGGGAAAAAACAUUUAACACAGUCCAAAUCGGAGUCGAAAAUAAAAACAUCCAAGUCAUCGGAGAAAGCACCAGAAAAGAAUAAGUCCAAACGGACUCCUUCGUUAGAGAAGAAAAAUAAACUGUUUGCUGAUGAGAGCAGUAAAGAAGAAAGAUUUUUAAAUAAAAAUCAAAACGCAUCUCAGAAUGGGGAACCCCAAUCGACUGAACCUGAGGGUGGCAAAAAGAAGAAGAAAAAGAAGAAGAAGAAGAAAAAGAAGAGUGAGCCAUCCGAGGAAACUGUGCAACAAACCCCAAGUGAAAAGCAACAACCGAAGAAAAAGGUUCUGUCAGGCGGUACAAUUAUGGAGGAAUUGAAAAUAGGCCAUGGUCCUGAGGCAAAAGAAGGAAAAAUGGUUCAUGUGUAUUAUGCUGGGAAGUUAUCUGACAAUGGCAAGCAAUUCGACUCCAGGCUGCUAGGACAACCUUUCAAAUUCCGAUUAGGAAAACGUGAAGUAAUUCAGGGAUGGGACUCUGGACUUGCUGGUAUGAAAGUCGGUGGAAAACGGAGAUUAACAGUUCCGCCAAAUCAAGGAUACGGCAAACAAAGACAGGGACCCAUUCCGCCCAACAGCACUCUUGUUUUUGACAUUGAACUGAAGGCCGUGAGCUAGGUGGUCUGAAAUAAAUGCGUACACAGUUGUCGAGAGGAUUCAUGUGUUCAUGACUUGUUGCUCUGAUCAGUAUCAUCACCAUAAAUCUGCUCAUAUUGCUGACAUUGCUGCUACCAGAUUCGAUACAAUUUUAAAAAUCUGUUUGUGCUUCAUCACACGAAGAUAAAAUGAUGAUCAUCUUGUGUGGUUUAGAAGGAUUGAUGUCUUGGGAUCCUAAGUCAUGAGACGGAGCGGAGAUGAAACAUGACUCCACUCGUAUACUUAAUGUUAUUAUGUUGUUCAUUGAUUCACAGCUUGUGACACUUUUUGAAGGUAAAGUGAAACAGAUGAUCAUUUAUCACAUCUCUACAAUAACGUGUCUGUCUAGGAACCAGAUGGAGUCUACUUCUAUUUUUUUAUAUAGAUAGUAUAAAAUGUUUUAGUAGCCAAAUGAAAAAAAGGGUUGCAUAUACAACCAGAUUGGCCGCAAUGUAGAGUGCUGUUUAUACUGUCGCGCUGUGGCCAAACCUAGUAACUCACUUUUUAGUCAAACCUGAGGUAUAUAUAUAGUGAACUACAUUAAAGAUGCACCAGUCACAUUUGUGAUUGUAAAAAGGAUAUGAGAAGAAAAUAACACCAUUUAACAGACUUUAUAUAACUGAACAUAUUAUGAUAGGCAGUAAAUAAGCCCACAUUCGUAUACAAGUGGUUAAGUGGUGAUUUUCUUUGGAGUUUAGUAUAUUAUGUUAUUUCAAGCUAUUAAUUUAUGUCCAUAUUAUUCUCCCAUGAAGUAAUGCAAACUAAAAUGCAAUUGGCUAAUUUCUCCACUGGCAAACCAGUAUAAGUCAUUGAAAUCAUCUUGGUAAUCAAGCUGGAAUAUACGUUGACUUGAAAAUAGGAAAUACUCGUAAAUACAAAAGAUAAAAUCAAUUUUAAACGGACUUGUAAUCCCACUAAAAAAUAGCUGACCCUUGUAAAUACAAAUGACAAAUUUCAAGUCAAAAGUGUUUUACAUUAACCGUCAAUUUCCCACAAGUUACGAGUCAUAAAAGUGUUUAAGCAUAGCCUACGAGCUCCCAUUACUGCCAAACGGCUAUAUAGGGUUGCAAAUGAAUUGGCACCCAUUUUUACAUGCACUACAACUAAUAUUGUGCAUAGAAUGAUGGAAAUACAUGGUGAAAAGGUUUCAGGCAAGUUCAUUUUGCCUGAAUAUCUCGAUCUUUUUCACCCGAUUUUGAGGAUUUGCUCCAGCUCUUGGGGGCAGUUGUCUUCCUAGCUCCCUGUCUUGUUUGCUUAUGUGUUUAAGCAAUAGUCUUGUUUUUUUUACAAUGGGCUAAGCAUUGAUCAAACAUGCCUCUUCAAAACAAAGUAAACGUUGAGUUGCUAGGUUUCACCACUGGAUGGCAGUAGACAUGAAACUUCAGCAGAAAUGAUACAUUUCUGCAUUUUCUUUCAGAAUAAAGGACUGGAAAUGAUUUGUUACUGGUUAGGGACACGGAGGUCAUACGAUAAAGGAUUUCUUGUGGCAUUAUUCAUAUUUUGAAAAUACAAAUAAGGACCAUUUCAAAAUUGGUCAUGGGGGAGGGGAGGUAUUGUUGUUUUUGUUUACCGACCAGAAUUGCAGCAUAACUAGCUGGUAUUCAAUAAUAAUUAUGAUGCCUUCCCCCACCCCAUGUGUAAAUUUUUGGAACAGCCCUUAAUUUAAAUGAGCAUGUCUGCUUUUAGUUACUUCAAGAAGAGAUGGAAAGGAAUUGUUUAUGCAGUUACCAUCUCUGUCAAAUAAAGCAAUUACUGCAAGGUGAAAACCGAGUCCAGUUUCACUUUUUACAUGUAGGGUGAUGGGAUGGGGACAGUGUUUGAAGCAGCAACAAACACAAUGCUAACCAACAUUACUUCAAGUGAUGAGAUGGAGGGGAAAUCCAUCUUCAUUUCUCCAACAUGUUAUACUAUUCACUGAUCUGUACAAAACAUGCAUGAUAUUUUUAGAGGUAAAAUGAGAUCAUAUAUAAACUGUUUUCAAGAGGCAGAAAGAUGCAUUGUUUUUACAAAUUUGAAAAUACAUUAUUGGUAUUGAAAAUUUGGAGUGGGAUUUUUCUUUCAAUGUGCAAGAAUUCUUUGUUUUGUAAUUAUUUUAAUUUUUUAAAAACUCUUUAAUGGGCAGGAGCCAUUUUAAUUUUCAAUUUUACAAUGGCAGUAAACUGUCUCUUUAGAACUAUUUUAAAAUUAGCUAUUUUGUCAGUUUAAGUAAUGUGGUGGGAUGCAUGUUCCCACUCCCUUCUGGAUCAAAAUGUUCUGAACAUUGUAUGCAUGUAAGAUAUUCUAUAAAGAUAUCAGAAGACCUAUAUAUUAUAAACUUUGGUACAUUAUAAGAAUUAUGGUUCUGCUCAUUUUAUCAAUGUUAAUAUGUAUACGACUGGAGAACAAAAGCUUAUGUAAUAUUGGUAUGCACAUUGUUUAUUUGUACUGCAUUGAAUCGGGUAAUAAAAGACAUUGAAAAUGA
Molecule: messenger RNA, 3763 nt
Organism: Gigantopelta aegis
Lineage: Eukaryota; Metazoa; Mollusca; Gastropoda; Neomphalida; Peltospiridae
Product: 46 kDa FK506-binding nuclear protein-like
Exons: 13
Coding region: 28-1284 (418 amino acids)
Cellular component (GO): nucleolus; chromatin
Molecular function (GO): peptidyl-prolyl cis-trans isomerase activity; macrolide binding
Source: RefSeq, a predicted model, not a curated record